Messenger RNA from Juglans microcarpa x Juglans regia, 3679 nucleotides. RefSeq names its product histidine kinase 5. Gene Ontology annotation, molecular function: histidine phosphotransfer kinase activity; phosphorelay sensor kinase activity. Gene Ontology annotation, biological process: phosphorelay signal transduction system; protein autophosphorylation. The coding region runs from base 500 to 3619 and encodes 1039 amino acids. The record is from RefSeq and is a predicted model, not a curated record. NCBI's taxonomy places the organism in Eukaryota, Viridiplantae, Streptophyta, Magnoliopsida, Fagales, Juglandaceae. The transcript is spliced from 12 exons.
CUCUCGGAGUAGUUAAGCUAUCCUUUUUCAACACCAUUGAAGGCUGUUGACUGAACAGUUAAGGAGAUUCCCCAGAUCUACAGUGAAAGGCCUUUUAGCUAUUCUCGGCCUCGAUUCUUCUUCUUCUUCUUCUUCAGAGGGCGCUCCUUUGGCGGGUGGUGGCUUUGCUUGGAUCACAAAGGCUUGACUUAUUGAUGGGCCGCUUUUUGUUAACGCUAUGAGCUCAAUUGUAAAUUUUGAUGCCUUAGUUUCAACAACUGCACGUUGGUGACCUGAUUUUGAUCUUCUGGCCCAAUAAAACUGGAGCAUACUGGCCUUAUUGGAUACUCUACGUACCUUUGUUCUGUUAAAAGUAUCAUCUGGAUGUAAAAAUGCAGCAAAAGAUAUAUUUUUGAGAUAGCUGAGAUGCAUAUGCUGAAGCGCCAAACCAAGAUUUAGGAGCCUUAUGAUGUCCAUAUAUCCUUAGACACGACUCUUAUGUAAAUUUUAGAAGUUUUUCAUGGUUUCUGAGAUGGAGGGUGAUCAUUUUGAAGAGAUGGACAUCGAAGUCCUCCCUUCGAUGUGGCCGGAAGAUAUUGGAACUGAUGCCGGAAAGCAGUUCAAUGUAGAAAAGCCCAAAGGGGAUCAAGAUAUGCUGGAGGAAGUAACAAUCAUAGAGGAGCCAACAAUUGUUGAUUUCAAGCGACUUUUAGAGCUAACAGAUUACACUGAAAGGGGUUCUUCUCAGUUGGCUCACCUUGUUAAACACUGGGAGUAUAAGCAGGCAAAUGCUGUUCGCCUUCUCAGAGAAGAACUUGACAAUCUAAACAAACAACGGGAAGACGUUGAGCUAAGAAAAUUGGAGAUAUUGGAGGAGCAUCGAUUCGAGGAAGAAAGAUAUGGCGGAGAUAAACGUCCAAUAUCUAUAUUGGAUGAAGUUUAUGAUAUAUGGCUAGAAGUGCCUCGGAGGAGAAAUGAUGUUGUUGUCCAGAAUAAGAGAGUUGAAAUAGAUGCUGAGUAUGAUACUGUUGUCUACUGGAAGCUGCGGGCCAUGAAUUUAGAGAAAUUGCUAGAGGCAAGUGUUCAGAGAGAGCAGAUACUCACGGACAAGUUACAAGAAAGCAUAACAAAUCUUGAAAGGCAGUCCUCACCUGUGGAAGAACUGUCCCAGAUUCUGAAUAGAGCAGAUAAUUUCUUGCAUUUUGUUCUUCAAAAUGCCCCCGUUGUCAUUGGUCAUCAGGACAAAGAGUUGCGAUAUCGCUUUAUCUAUAAUCACUUUCCAAGUUUGCAUGAGGAGGACAUUAUAGGCAAAACAGAUGUUGAAAUCUUUACUGGAUCUGGUGUUAAAGAAUCUCAAGAAUUCAAGAGAGAAGUUCUGGAAAAGGGAUUACCAGCAAAGAGGGAAAUCACGUUUGAGACAGAAUUAUUUGGAUCAAAGACAUUUCUGAUAUUCGUAGAACCUGUCUUUAGCAAGUCAGGGGAGACAAUUGGUAUAAACUAUAUGGGAAUGGAUGUAACUGAUCAGGUAAAUUUUGUUCUGAUAAUUGUGGUCACUCUUUUGAUUCUCACAUUAGGCAUAAAUAGCAACUUAUUUAUGCUCCUGAUUGUAUAUACAAUAAAGGUAAGAAAACGAGAGAGGAUGGCACAGCUUAGAGAGGAAAUAGCUGUACAGAAGGCUAAGGAAACAGAACUGAACAAAACAAUUCAUAUAACAGAGGAGACAAUGCGAGCAAAACAAAUGCUUGCUACAAUGUCUCACGAGAUAAGAUCUCCUCUAACUGGAGUUGUUAGCAUGGCUGAGAUUCUUGCCACCUCAAAGCUUGAUAGGGAGCAACGACAAUUGUUGGAUGUCAUGCUAUCUUCUGGAGAUUUGGUCCUUCAACUUAUAAAUGACAUCCUUGACCUUUCCAAGGUUGAGUCAGGAGUUAUGAAGUUGGAAGCUACAAAGUUUCGGCCUAGAGAGGUUGUAAAACAUGUACUACAAACUGCUGCUGCAUCAUUACAGAAAAUCUUGACCUUGGAAGGACAUAUAGCGGAUGAUGUUCCUAUAGAGGUCAUUGGAGAUGUUCUGAGAAUUCGACAAAUUCUCACCAACUUGGUCAGCAAUGCUAUCAAGUUUACUCAUGAAGGAAAGGUUGGGAUAAAUCUUUUUGUGGUAUCAGAUUCGUCUUCUGGAAAGGGAGAAGGAUGUCCUCAAAAGUUUACUGCAACUGAGUCGAGAGUUUCAGCAAAUGGACAAAAAGAAGAGAGACAUCAAUCAACAUCUCAAACCAGCAGUGAUGGGCAAGGUAAUCAUGGUCAAAGACACAUUGAAAGUCCUUGCCAAAAUCUCUCAUUAAAUGAUGAAUCUAGAACCUCAGUUAAGAGUCAAGUCUCAGUGGAUGGAGAUGAAGAGGAGAAAGAUAAUUCUCCUGAAACGACAGUGUGGAUACGUUGUGAUGUAUAUGACACAGGAAUUGGAAUACCAGAAAAUGCUUUACCUACACUUUUCAAGAAGUACAUGCAAGUUAGUGCGGAUCACGCUCGAAAAUAUGGUGGCACUGGACUAGGACUAGCAAUAUGCAAACAGCUGGUUGAGCUGAUGGGAGGUAGUCUCACUGUGUCUAGCCAAGAACACUGUGGGUCUACAUUUACUUUUGUACUACCUUACAAGGUUUCAACAACAUUUGAUCAUUCUGAUGACCCUGAUGAGCUUUCAGAUAUGGCUAAUCAUGAUGCAGUAAAUCAUGAUACAAUUGAGAACUUUUUCCAGUUUCAGCCACGCACUUUGGGAUCACUAUUCUCUUCUAAUGGGGACACCAACAACCAAAUGCUUUUACCACAUACUAUGGGGUAUACUAGGUCACAUAAACUCAAUGGGUUCUCCCACAAUUCUUACUCAUUUCCCUCUAAUAAACUCAGACCAAACGACACAGCUUCAGUUGAGGAUACCGGUUCAGUGGUUGAUGAUGCAGAGACACUAUGUGAACCAGAGAGUUCAUCAAGCCAAAGGCCAAGCAAACAGUGUCGAGAUGAUACAAAAUAUAGGUCUCAAAAUCCUAUUGCAGAUUCCACUGAUCACACAGGAGCAAGCAUAGAAGUGCCUGAGGUGAAAAGGACAAAAGAACCCCAAGGAACAUCUCAGAGGCAAGAGAAAUCUCAAAAAAGUUCUCAGUCCAUUUCCAGCAGCUGUAUGGAAGUACCCAAGUCAACAUUAAAACCUAAGAUCCUUCUUGUUGAAGAUAACAAGACCAUCGUAAUGGUGACACGGUCGAUGAUGAAGCUGUUAGGUCAUGCUAUUGAUGUUGUAAAUAAUGGUGUUGAAGCUGUGUGUGCAGUUCAACGUUGUAGCUAUGAUCUCAUUCUGAUGGAUGUCUGCAUGCCAGUUAUGGAUGGCCUUCAAGCUACGAGACUAAUUCGUUCUUUUGAGGAAACUGGCAAUUGGGAUGCUGCAGUGAAGGCAGGAAUUGAACAAAUAGUGCCUUGUUUGAACUCAUCGCAAAAUUGUCUUGGUUCUACAAAGAAGAUCCCCAUCAUAGCGAUGACAGCAAAUGCAUUGGCAGAGAGUGCAGACGAGUGUUUGGCAAAUGGAAUGGACUCAUUCGUGUCAAAGCCUGUAACCUUACAAAAAUUGAAAGAGUGUCUGGCAAAAUAUCUUUGAGAAAAUCUCUUGUAAAUUAAUGCUUGUACAUAAAAAUGAUAGCGUGUUAGGAAUUUUGUA